Messenger RNA from Austrofundulus limnaeus, 1009 nucleotides. Its product is annotated as cornifelin. The transcript has 4 exons. The record is from RefSeq and is a predicted model, not a curated record. Lineage: Eukaryota; Metazoa; Chordata; Actinopteri; Cyprinodontiformes; Rivulidae. The coding region runs from base 148 to 534 and encodes 128 amino acids.
AGCAGGAAGAACCAGUGCUUCCAGUCACCUGUCAGGUGAUGCUCYGCCACAUUUUUUACCUUCAUUCAGGAGAGGAGCCUUCAGAGCAGCUGUGAGACGACCAGCGUCCAACAACAGGUCCUGUCUGAGACACACACAGGCUCCAUCAUGGCGCACAGAAUGACGGUGACACAGCCUCAGCCGGUGAUGGAGGUCCGCUCCUCUCAGGAGUGGAGCUCAGGAAUCUGUGACUGCUGCAGUGAUCUACGGUCAUGUUGUUUUGCCUUUUGGUGCUGCCCCUGCUUCGCCUGUCAGACCUCCAAAAGGUUCGGGGAACACCUCUGCGCCCCUCUGCUGGAGAUCUUUGGAUUCUGUGUCCCACCAAUCACCAUGUCCAUGAGGGUCGCCAUGAGACACCGCUACGGCAUCAAAGGCACGCUUCCUGUGGACUGUGCUUACGCCACCUUCUGCACCRUCUGCACCUGGUGCCAGAUGUCCAGGGAGAUGGACAAGAGGAACAUCCAGAUCGUCCUGGUCAACGCCAAAAACACAUGAUGCAUCUGUCACAGCUGUGAACCUGAGCAGAACGUGCAGCUGUCAGGAUAAAUGGGUUGAGUUUGAAAGUAUGAAACACUCCUGAAACACAAGGGAGUGUUGAUUUGAACAAAAAACAAUGAAGAAUAUUUUAUAUCAUGAGAUUUAUAUAAAUAUAUCAGAGUAACUCUCAAUUUAUUAUUUGAUGUAUAAUAAAUCAAACACAACACACUGAUUGUUGCUACUUUUAAAUAUUUACAUUGAAAGUAGAGUAAAUACUGAGUUAUAUAUAAUUUAGCUUAAAAAACAAAAGUUUAAAUCAGUUUUAUUUUAAUUUCUUUACUCUGUUCUCACAGGAACUCAGUCAAUAAUUUAUUCAUGUGUGUAAAACCUGUAAAACAGGACUGAGCCAGCAGAGGGCGACAGAGGCUUCACAAUAAGUUUAGAGUUCACAGAGGACAUGUCCAACAUGUCCAACAUGUCCAACAUGUCCAAC